GUACAAGCUCAAAGCCGUGAGCUACAGCUACUUCCAGGCCAUGCGCUUUGCGGUGGAAGAGAUCAACAACUCCAGCACCCUCUUGCCGGGGGUUUCGUUGGGCUACGAGAUGGUGGACAUCUGCUACCUCACCAAUAUCAUCCACCCCAUCCUUUAUUUCCUCUCCGAUAACCAGUCCCAGCUAGAGAUACGGACAAAUUACACUGACUAUCAUCCCAGAGUUGUGGCGGUCAUUGGUCCAGACUCUUCACUGGCAGCUGUAACUGUCGCCCAUCUGCUGAGUCUUUUCCUCGUCCCGCAGAUCACCUACAGCGCAACCAGCCAGGCCCUGAGUAACCCCAGAGUCUUCCCUGUUGCUUUCCGCACAAUCCCAAGUACAGAGCAGCUGAUCAGGGUCAUCCUCAAGUUACUGCAGAGGUUCCAGUGGAACUGGGUCAUCGUCCUCUCCAGUGACGACAGCUACGGUCAGCAGAACCUGCAGCUGCUGCGGGCCCAGGCCACCUGGCCCUGCAUCGCUUUCCAGGAGCUCAUCCCUGUCCAGCUGACAAACCAGGAGGCCGGCAGCGUCCAGCAGCGGAUGGAGAGCAUCGUGGGCAAGAUUGUCCAAAGCACGGCCAAAGUGGUGAUCGUCCUGAGCAUGGAGCUGCCUCUGCUGGCCUUCUUCCAAGAGGUGCUGCGGCAGAACGUCACUGGCCUGGUGUGGAUUGCGUGCGAGGCCUGGGCCAUCGAUCCUUCCCUGUACGACAUCGCCAACCUCUCCAGCAUUGGCACCAUCUUUGGGGUGGCUCCCCAGGACAUCCCCAUUCCGGGGUUUGACGACUUCCGCAUCAGAUCUCCCUCCAGCCCAACAGAGGGAGCCGGAGUGCAGGACGCAGCUGAGACGUGCAACCAAGUCUGUGACCAAUGCCUACCAGCAACCUUGCUCUAUGACAAGAUAUUCCGGGGGACGGGGAACCGCAUUGACUUCAAUGCCUACUCAGCUGUCUACAUUGUUGCACAGGCUUUACACCAGCUGCUGGGUUGUGACAGCCCAGAGGGGUGCCGGAGGCAAAGAGUAUACCCUUGGCAGCUGCUCAAGGAGGUGAGCUGGGUGAAAUUCUCUCUGCUGAACACCCCCAUCAGCUUCGAUAACAAAGGAGAUCCCCCGGUCGGCUUUGAGGUCAUCCAGUGGCAGUGGGACGUUCCCAGCCGGCCUUUUAAGCAGAUUGCGGCCUAUGACUCCCUGCAGGAAGAGCUGACUGUCUUCACACAGGCCAUCACCUGGCACACCAACAACAACACGGUUCCCAGUUCCACCUGUUCAGAGCAGUGUGAACCCGGCCAUAAGAAAAAGCUCAUUGGCAGCAUGUCUUGCUGUUUUGAGUGUGUGCCCUGUGAAGCAGGGACCUUCUUCAAUAAAAGCGAUAGUUUCAUUUGCCAGAAGUGCCCAUCGGACAUGUGGUCUGAUCCGGGACAAGAACGUUGUUUCAAGCGGCUGGUGAAGUAUCUGGAGUGGGAUGAUCUCACCUCCAUUCUGCUGAUCUUGUGCUCGGCGUUGGGCCUCUUGGCCACUCUCGGGGUGCUGGCCCUCUUUCUCCAUCACUCUGACACCCCGGUGGUAAAGUCUGCGGGGGGCCGGCUUUGCUUCCUUGCGCUUGCCACCCUUUCCAUCGGCUUCUGCAGCUUCCCUCUGUACGUGGGCGUGCCGACAGAAGGCAAGUGUCUCUGUCGCCAGACGAUCCUCAGCCUCUGCUCCACCGUCUGCAUCUCUUGCAUCACAGUCCGCUCCUUCCAGAUCAUCUGUGCCUUCAAGAUGGCCACCCGGCUACCUGCGGUCCACAACUUUUGGAUGAAGUACAACGGGCAGCAGGUUUUUAUAGGCAUUGUGUCUGCCAUCAAGUUCAUUCUAGUGGGGACCACCAUCUACAUCCACCACCCCAUGCUGGUGAAGCCCACUGUGAGCAGCGAUCCGGCCGUGAUGAAUCUCAUGUGCUAUACAAACGAUAACGCCAGUAUCUUUGACAUGGUGCUCUGUUUCCUGUGCUUCUGCUUUGCCUACAUGGGGAAAGCGCUGCCCAAGAAUUACAACGAGGCCAAAUACAUCACCCUGUGCAUGGCCGGCUACUUCAGCUCCUGGGUGGCUCUCUUCCUGGUGAAGUCCCUCUUCGAAGGGAUGGUGGUCACUGUCUUUGACGCAGCCAUAGUGCUCUCCAACCUCUGUGGCUUUACCGUGGGCUACUUCGGCCCCAAGUGCUACGUCAUCCUCUUUCACCCUGAGCGAAACACCCCUGCUUUCUUCCAGAUGGCCAUCCAAAGCUACACCAUGAGGCAGGAUUAGACGG
Heteronotia binoei (common prickly gecko) is the source of this 2321-nucleotide messenger RNA. It is a transcript of the gene TAS1R2, whose product is annotated as taste 1 receptor member 2. The coding region runs from base 41 to 2317 and encodes 758 amino acids. Gene Ontology annotation, biological process: G protein-coupled receptor signaling pathway; sensory perception of sweet taste. Gene Ontology annotation, cellular component: sweet taste receptor complex; membrane. The record is from RefSeq and is a predicted model, not a curated record. The transcript has 5 exons. NCBI's taxonomy places the organism in Eukaryota, Metazoa, Chordata, Lepidosauria, Squamata, Gekkonidae. Gene Ontology annotation, molecular function: G protein-coupled receptor activity; sweet taste receptor activity.